GUGGAAUUAAGUGGAAAAUGAAACAGUUCAGUUUUAUCAUAGUGAAGUUUUUGCUGAUUUUCCGAGGUAUAAUGUCAUUUGAGGCAGACGAAAAAGGACUCAGUUGCUACUGUGAAGGUCACUGCCCAACAACCACACAAAAUGGAACAUGUGAAGUUAAACAAGGUGGACAAUGCUUUUCAAUGGUAGAGGAAGUAUAUGAUGAAACAACAGGACAAAUGGAGGCGGAAUAUUCAUUUGGAUGCAUAUCAGCCGAUCAAGGCAGUUCUCUCCUACAGUGCAAUGCUGGAAAGUCAGCACAAAUCCACGGAACAAACAUACUUUGUUGUUCAGACGGUGAUUUUUGUAAUAAAGACAAAUUUCCAGAUUACACACCUCGAUCAACCACCGCCUCACCGAUCGAUAAUGUUCAACCUGCUGUAUCUUCAAAUAUACCCUACAUCGUGCUAUUCUCAUCGAUGCUAGUUUGUUUAGGAGUCUUCAUGCUUAUCAUUCUCUUUGUAUAUAUAUCAUUUAAGAGACGUGAAAAUAAAAGAAAACGACGAAAUCAAAGACUGAUGGAACCUAAUUGGAAUGGUCAAGCUGCAGCUCACUUAUCGCCGUUGGCUAAUUUAGUAGAACAAAGUUCAGGAAGUGGCAGUGGAUUGCCAUUAUUAGUACAACGAACGAUUGCCAAACAAAUUCAAAUGGUUGAAUCUAUUGGAAAGGGACGAUAUGGUGAGGUAUGGCUUGCGAAAUGGCGUGAUGAGAAAGUAGCUGCAAAGGUUUUCUUUACAACUGAAGAGGCAUCAUGGUUCAGAGAAACAGAAAUCUAUCAAACAGUGCUAAUGCGUCAUGACAAUAUUUUGGGCUUCAUCGCUGCUGAUAUUAAAGGAACAGGUUCAUGGACGCAAAUGUUAUUAAUAACCGAUUAUCAUGAGUUGGGAUCAUUACAUGAUUAUCUUCAGAAACGUGUCUUAAAUCCACAAAUGUUGAAAGUAUUAACAUUCUCAUUGUCAUCGGGCUUAGCACAUUUGCAUACAGAGAUUUUCGGCACACCCGGCAAGCCAGCUAUUGCUCAUCGUGAUUUGAAAUCGAAAAAUAUUCUCGUUAAAAAUAAUGGACAGUGUGCGAUCGCUGAUUUCGGACUUGCUGUCAAGUACACAUCGGAAUCGGAUGAGAUUCAAAUAGCACCAAAUUCACGAGUUGGAACGAGAAGAUAUAUGGCACCAGAGGCUCUGGACCAAACGAUGGAUACGAAAUCAUUUGAAGCAUUUAAAAUGGCUGAUAUGUAUUCAUUAGGCUUAGUCUUCUGGGAAAUGUGCAGACGAUGCAUAACAACAAUUCAGUCUACGAAAAAUACAACAUGUGAGGAUUAUGCACUUCCUUAUCACGAUGUAGUUCCUUCCGAUCCAAGCUUUCAAGAUAUGUACGAUGCUGUAUGUAUGAAAGGCAUUCGACCACCUGUGCCUCAAAGAUGGACACAGGAAGAUGUUCUUGGGAUGCUCUCAAAGAUCAUGCAAGAGUGCUGGCAUCCAAAUCCAGCUGUACGUUUAACAGCACUUCGUGUCAAAAAGUCACUCAAUAAACUAGAUGCAGACGUUAAAAUUAACUUAGUGUAAUAUUCUGAAUUUUUUUUUGUUAAUUAAUUCAUUUCCUUUGGUAUGGAUGCAUGUGCUGAAUUGUUGUAAAAUGACUGUUAAAUUUUGAAGAGAAAAUGUGUCAAAAAUCUUUGAUAGUGUUAGUGUAAUAAUUUAAAAAUUUAACGCUUUUUUUUACAAAUUCAAACACAUGCAGACAUACCAAAUUCCUCAUCCAAUUUACUUGUUUGUUGACAUUUCUGUAAUUUUAAUUAAAAAAAUUGACUUAGGGGCCGUUCACUUAUGACGUUCAGGGGGGGGGGGGGGUCAGCAAGAAAAGAACAAUAGAAAUUCCAGGAAAUCCAUUGUUUUUUUUUUUGAAAAAUGACCGUUAUGACGUCAUAAGUGAACGACCCCUUAAAAAGAAGUGAAAUUGCUAUUUCGUUUAUAACGAAUGAUUAAAGAUGAUUUUUUCAUAAUAUGAAUAGUUUCAUGUAGAUUUACUUUAAUGCCAUAAUCAUGGACUUAAUAAUUUUAAAUUAAAAAUAACAAAAUUAAAGAAAAGAUAGCACAAUUCUUCAAUCUGCUACGAAUUUAAUACACGCAUGAUGUAUACAUAAAUCAAUUGUAAAUAUGGAUGUGCAACAUUGAAGAAUGAUCGACAAAAGCUUUAUAAAUAUUUAGAUGAAAAAAAAGAGAGAAAAAAAUUAUUUUUUUUUCAAUCAAUUGAAUUUUCUUCUUUUCGGAUAUAAUCAUGUACAUAACGUCGAUAAAGUAACUGAUCUAUUUUACAUGUAUGAAACAAUAAAUAUUUAAUACUAAAGUGCCAAGAUUUUGUAAAAACAACAAAAAAAAACAUGUAGUACAUAAAACCUUUUCUAGAUUAAUAAACUAUUUACUGUAAGUAACU
This is a messenger RNA of Chironomus riparius, 2469 nucleotides long. The record is from the annotation of a GenBank genome assembly. Lineage: Eukaryota; Metazoa; Arthropoda; Insecta; Diptera; Chironomidae.